This is a messenger RNA of Bolinopsis microptera, 1386 nucleotides long. Its product is annotated as succinate receptor 1-like. The transcript has 2 exons. NCBI's taxonomy places the organism in Eukaryota, Metazoa, Ctenophora, Tentaculata, Lobata, Bolinopsidae. The record is from RefSeq and is a predicted model, not a curated record. Gene Ontology annotation, biological process: G protein-coupled receptor signaling pathway. Gene Ontology annotation, cellular component: membrane. The coding region runs from base 7 to 1386 and encodes 459 amino acids. Gene Ontology annotation, molecular function: G protein-coupled receptor activity.
CAGAUUAUGUUUGAGGCUGACAAUGAAACAUUGGAGGACGUGCUCAUCCUCAAAGGAUCACAUCAGACCAUCUUCUUCACCGGGAACCUUCUCCUAACCCUCACCUCUCUCCUCUUCAACUCUGUCGUUCUGUACGGAGCUGUAAACAGACAAGCUCUAAAGUCUGACCAUACAACAGUUCUCCUCCUAGAGUUUCUCACUGUUUUGGAUCUGCUGAUCACAGUGUUCAGCGUGGUGCCCCUUACCAUUGUAUCUUACUCAGGAAGGUGGAUUCUGGGGGCGAGUUUGUGUGUAGCUAAUGCUGCAGCGAGGAGGUACCUUUAUCUAACUGAGCUCAUGGUCAUCUCUUACAUUUCCCUUUACAGACUUAGUUUGGUGAUGGUGAGAAAGAGCAGACCGGUUAAACGGGGUCCUCGACGGAAAAGAAACAGACUUAUUUUUAUACGACUAAUUCUAAUCGUGAUGGUCAUGCUGACUCUACCUUUGUUCCCACUUCUAACAACAUUUUUGGGGGACUCUAAAGUUAGAUUUGAGCCGGGAUAUAUGUCAUGCACUGUCCCUGAGACAGCAAUUGUUUGGGGUUACGUUUCACUGGCCUUCUUGGUUGUGCCCAGUGGGAUAGUGAUCUUCUCGAAUCUAGUCAUCCUCUACAAAGUGAUCAGAAUCAAAAUGCGACCCACCAUAGGAUUAUUCUCGGGUCUCAAGAAUGCCAUAAAUCCAGGAACGAUGAGGAAAUCUGUCAGCUCUCGUGUAAGAAAAAUCAACCCAUCAACUUACAUCACAAUUUGCUUCAUUUGCAUUUUCUUUGUCAUAUCAUACUCGCCGGUAUUUGUUAUCAUAGCUCAAGGAGGAACACAGAUUAUAGAAUCGUCUGAGCCGCACUGGUUGAGAUUCCUCACCAUAGAACUAUUAUCUCUAAAUGUACUCUCUAAUCCGAUAGUCUAUACUUUAUCAAACAUGAGAUUUAGACGUUAUGUGAUGAGCCUGCUGAAGUGUAAAAGUAUGAACAGUCAUGCUGGGGCCACCAAACGACAAAGCCCAGAAUCUUCAGCAGAAAAUGUUUUCAAUGAGACCAUCAGCAAAUUUUUUUCGACGGCUACAAGAAAAAAUUCGGCGUUUAAUCCUUCGGUAAGUAAUCGUAGUUCACGACAAAACUCUAUUUCUCGUGCAUCUCUCGCCGUUUCUAAGACGAAGACACAAAGACGGCGUUCAGAAUACGACCAGCCCAUGGCACCUUCAGGAAAAUGGUGCAGUCCAGGUCUUGGGAUUGCAGACAGACGGGCUCGAAAGAUAAGUUCCACUUGCAGUAUCAUGCCAAAUCUUGAAGAGGAUGAAACCAUGUCAUUUUUCAAUCACCAAGACACAUCCCAACUAAGAUUACAGUAG